GUCGGCCAGCCAGCCUGCUGGGUUCAUUUACCCUCAGAUCACUGAGAACUGUGAACUGUUCCAAAACACAGAAUAUCUGGGGACUGAUAAGCCAGCAUGACCAGUGGGUGCUGUGUAUUUGUCCUGUUUUCCCUCCUCCACGUCUCGCUGAGUGUGGAAAUGACAGGGUUAUAUGGCAGCUUCACCUCCCCCAACUUCCCGCAGCCAUACCCUGACAACCAGUACAUUGUGUGGAACAUCAGUGUCCCAGAUGGCCACAGGGUCAAACUCUACUUCAGCCACUUCAGCAUGGAACCCUCAAACCAGUGUGAAUAUGACUAUAUCCAGGUUUUGGCAGAGGGGAAUGAAACCUUGCGGUUCUGCGGUGAGGAAGAGAAGAACUAUGAAAGCACCCCGGGGAACACGGUCAUUCUAUCAGCCGGGAACCUCAUGUCAGUGGUCUUUAGGAGUGACUACUCUAACGAGGGCCGAUUCACAGGCUUCCAAGCAUUUUACACCUCGGAAGACAUCAAUGAGUGUCUGUCUAAGAUAGAUGGGGAGAGAGUGUGUGAUCAUUUUUGCCACAAUUACAUCGGUGGAUAUUACUGCACAUGCAGACCAGGAUACCUUCUCCAUGACAACAAAAGAUCCUGCACAGUACCAUGCAGCAGCCAGGUGCUGACCUCGCUGUCUGGGGUUCUGACCAGUCCGGACUACCCGAAUUCCUAUCCACCCAUGAGUCAGUGUGACCACACCAUUCGUCUGCCAGAGGGCUACAGAAUAAUUCUGGACUUCCUGGAACCCUUUGAUGUAGAGGGACAUCAAGAUGUCCCCUGUCCUUACGAUAUGUUGAAGAUUUCAACAGCUGGACAAGAGUAUGGACCUUUCUGUGGAUCAAUGCCACCAGGUCGUAUUGACACAGGAAGCUACCAAGUGCAUGUUUCGUUCAGAUCCGACUCUAGUGGGAAAAACAAGGGAUGGAAGAUCGAGUACACCAGCACCAAGGCUGAAUCUCUCACUUCAGCUUAAGGCUGACCGCUCCUUGACAUAAACAUUGUAUGACACUGAACUUCACACAACCAGGAUUGUUUUGUGAUACUGGUGCUACCAUAGAUAUCCAAAUUUAAAGCAAUUUCAUU
Scatophagus argus is the source of this 1118-nucleotide messenger RNA. RefSeq names its product MBL associated serine protease 2 (gene masp2). Gene Ontology annotation, molecular function: calcium ion binding; serine-type endopeptidase activity. The record is from RefSeq and is a predicted model, not a curated record. Bases 97 to 1008 code for a protein of 303 amino acids. The transcript is spliced from 6 exons. Lineage: Eukaryota; Metazoa; Chordata; Actinopteri; Scatophagidae.